AAUCCCAAAAGCUGCAUUACAUUUUGCCAAAUUUUGAAGCCAUCAUCGAAAAAUUUCAGAAAGCCCUAAUUCUAAUUCAAUUCUUUGCCAACUGUUCAUUUCCCCCUAAAAUUGACCCACUGUUUCAAAUUGAAAAUUUUAGGGCUUGAUCCAUCUCUUCACAGUCCUUGCUGUGUCACUCUCCUUCCUAUUCACCUCUCCUUCAAAUCGGUUUUUCUAUAUUUCCUUAGCCCUUAUUUUUCUUAUUACAACUCAAGAGUCUAGUAUCUCUCUUAUUAGACUCCAAAAAGCGUUAUGUUCUUCCAAUUAGAAGAGUCAUGCCCCUCUACCCUUUGCUCGUUUCACAAUCCCAACCUCUGACAUCAUCGGCAUCGGAGGUUGACUAUGGCGACUCAAUCUGCUGCUCCUCCAAGCCAGAAGGACGAAAAUACCCAAAACCCAGCUUCAGAAGUUGUACAGCCAACAAUUGAGGAGCAGCAUGAUGCAAAGGCAGAGGCUACGGAAGACAACUUGACUACAUCUGUGUUUGUGGACUCAGAACCAAUACGCAAAGAACAAGUGCAAAAUGCUGUAAUGUUUCUUUCACACCCAAAAGUAAGGGGAUCACCGAUCAUCUAUAGACGAUCUUUCCAUGAGAGAAAAGGCCUCACUAAGGAGGAGAUUGAUGAAGCUGUCCGUAUUGUUCCUGAUCCAACCCUGGCUGUUUCAAAUGUGCAGCCAGCUGCACAAAAUCAAGGAAACGGCUUUGGAGGAAGAAACUCAAGAGAGCCGCUUCGCGAUGCCAGAAAAUUAUUGAGCCAUUGUUACCUUCUGCAAGUGAUGAUAUCAAUUGUGAUGGUGAAAAUAAUCAUGUCAAAAAUGAACCACCAGAUGUUCGAUGAAAUGCCACUGAGGAAUCUGAGACUGUGAGCGACAGUGGAGAUUCUGCUCCCAAAAUGAACGCUUUUGGAUGUGUUCCCAUCGUACAUUUCGAUCUGGUCUAUUUCUUUCCAUUAGCAAAACUUGAAGAACAGGGUUAUGUGACAAUGUACCUCAAUGAUUGUCAACGCACAGCUUUCUAUGAAGGCAUGGGCUCAACACGAAAGAACUAGGGGAACCUGUCUAUGUUGUAUAAUUUUUGUUUCAACAUUGUUACAUUAGCAUGAAUUUUAGUUAUAGAUUACUUUUCACUAUA
This is a messenger RNA of Cornus florida, 1174 nucleotides long. RefSeq names its product peroxisomal membrane protein PEX14-like. Gene Ontology annotation, cellular component: peroxisomal importomer complex; peroxisomal membrane. Gene Ontology annotation, biological process: protein import into peroxisome matrix, docking. Lineage: Eukaryota; Viridiplantae; Streptophyta; Magnoliopsida; Cornales; Cornaceae. The transcript has 7 exons. Bases 385 to 909 code for a protein of 174 amino acids. Gene Ontology annotation, molecular function: signaling receptor binding. The record is from RefSeq and is a predicted model, not a curated record.